Fraxinus pennsylvanica is the source of this 1551-nucleotide messenger RNA. Lineage: Eukaryota; Viridiplantae; Streptophyta; Magnoliopsida; Lamiales; Oleaceae. The record is from the annotation of a GenBank genome assembly.
AUGGGCUGUUUCCCAUGCUUUGGAUCGUCAGAAAAGGAACAAAAUAAUGUCAAUGGUGUAAAAGAAGUGGCAAAAAAGGAGUCAUUCAAAGAAGGUUCAGGAGCUCAUUCUCAAAACCAUGUGAACAGAGCCAGUUCAGACAAAUCAAAAUCUCGGAGUGGUAAUGAUCCCAAGGAAGCAGCAUCUCCUAAAGAGCCUCUAGCACACAUAGCUGCACAAACAUUUACUUUUCGUGAGCUUGCAUCUGCAACUCAAAACUUUAGACCAGAGUGUUUGCUGGGUGAAGGUGGGUUUGGACAUGUUUACAAAGGCCGAUUGGAAAGCACAGGACAGGUGGUUGCUGUUAAACAGCUUGAUCGAAAUGGUCCCCAAGGGAAUAGAGAGUUUUUGGUGGAGGUUCUUAUGCUUAGCCUCUUGCACCAUCCAAAUCUUGUCAACUUGAUAGGAUAUUGCGCUGAUGGCGAUCAACGGCUUCUUGUUUAUGAGUAUAUGCCAUUGGGAUCUCUAGAAGACCAUUUACAUGAUCUUCCGCCGGAAAAAGAACCUCUGGACUGGAAUACAAGAAUGAAGAUUGCUGCUGGCGCGGCCAAGGGAUUAGAAUAUUUGCAUGACAAAGUCAGCCCUCCUGUGAUAUACAGAGACUUGAAAUCAUCCAAUAUACUUCUCGGCGAGGGAUACUUCCCCAAGUUAUCAGAUUUUGGGCUUGCAAAACUGGGUCCCGUUGGUGAUAAAACUCACGUUUCUACGAGGGUGAUGGGGACUUAUGGUUAUUGUGCUCCAGAAUACGCUAUGACUGGUCAACUCACUUUGAAAUCUGAUGUUUACAGUUUUGGAGUUGUCUUUCUUGAAAUCAUCACAGGGCGCAAGGCAAUUGAUAACAGGCAGGCUCCAGGCGAGCAGAAUCUUGUUGCAUGGGCAAGACCACUUUUCAGGGAUCGAAGGAAGUUUCCAAAGAUGGCCGAUCCUCUACUACAAGGCCAUUAUCCAAUUCGUGGACUUUAUCAAGCACUAGCAGUGGCUGCCAUGUGUCUACAAGAGCAAGCUGCCACACGACCCCUAAUUGGGGAUGUGGUGACUGCUUUGACAUAUCUAGCAUCCCAAACAUAUGACCCUAAUGAUCCUCCUCCACACAGCAAUAGAAUUGAUGCAUCCACUCCGAGGCAUCGGGAUGCACGAAGAAACAUGUCUAUUGGAACUGAUAGCCUGGAUGAGUCUGGACGCAGCAGCCACCAUGGUUCCCCUUCCGUCAACAAGAAUUCGCCUGAUUUCAGGAAGAGAGACUCGUUCAAGGAGUUUAAUAAUGGAGAGUUGCGGAGGAUUGAAACUGGUGGUGGUUCUGGCCGGAAAUGGGGUUUAGAUGAGCUAGAGCGUCCUGAUUCUCAAAGAGACACACCUGUUAAUGCAGGUAGAGGUAGAGAAGCUCCAAGGAACCGGGAUCUAGACAGAGAACGAGCAGUUGCUGAUGCAAAAGUGUGGGGCGAGAAUUGGAGAGGACGAAAGAGGGCAAAUGGCGGUGUUAGUUUUGACGGUACAAAUGAUUCGUUGCACUAG